AUGGCAGACGAAUCGGAGCUCCGGCAGAGGAAGCCGCCCGCGGCCACCUGGACCAAGAUCGAGCCGGGCAAGAAGGACAAGACGGCGCAGGAGCUGGCCGACGAAGAGGAUGCGGCGACCAACCCCUGGCUCGACAUGCUGCGUCUCGCCGUCGGUCUGUUGAUCGCCUAUUGCGGCCUGAGUUACCUCGCCACCGGCGGCGAGACAUUCUCGAUGGGUUACGAGGUGCCCAUGAAGUACAUGCAGUUCGAUUGGCUCAAGAGCAAAUUCCAAAACCCCACCUUCAUGACCCCCGAGCAGCUCGCCGGGUUCGACGGCAGCGACGAGGCCAAGCCCAUCUACCUGGCCAUCAACGGCAGCGUCUUCGACGUCUCGAGCAACCGGCGCACCUACGGCCCGGGCGGCUCGUACCAGUACUUCGCCGGCGUCGAUGCCUCGCGCGCCUACGUCACGGGCUGCUUCGCCGAGGACCGCACGCCCGACCUGCGCGGCGUCGAGGACAUGUUCCUCCCACUCGACGACCCGGAGGUGGACGCGCACUUUACCGAGGCCGAGCUGGCCGAGAUGCGCGUCAGGGAGCUCGAGGAGGCCCGGCGGCAGGUCCACGAGGCUCUCAAGCACUGGGUCGACUUCUUCGGCAAGAGUAAGAAGUACAGGUACGUCGGCCGCGUCAGGCGCAAGCGCGGCUGGCUCGCGGGCCAGCCAAGGCGCGAGCUGUGCGCGCCGGCGCAGAAGGGGAGGUCCAAGAGGAAGAUUCCCGAGGGGAAGUGA
Molecule: messenger RNA, 771 nt
Organism: Gaeumannomyces tritici R3-111a-1
Lineage: Eukaryota; Fungi; Ascomycota; Sordariomycetes; Magnaporthales; Magnaporthaceae
Exons: 2
Coding region: 1-771 (256 amino acids)
Cellular component (GO): endomembrane system; membrane
Source: RefSeq, a predicted model, not a curated record